Didymosphaeria variabile is the source of this 1152-nucleotide messenger RNA. RefSeq lists its product as uncharacterized. Bases 1 to 1152 code for a protein of 383 amino acids. The transcript has a single exon. Lineage: Eukaryota; Fungi; Ascomycota; Dothideomycetes; Pleosporales; Didymosphaeriaceae. The record is from RefSeq and is a predicted model, not a curated record.
AUGUCCGCGCUUAAGCGUACUGCCACCAGUUAUGACGCCGCCGAACGUCCAAUCAAGCGCUCUCGACCGCAGCCUCAAUCCCAGCGCCGACCCGUCAGCGCUCUACGCCCUGCGCAACCCUCUUCGGUUCGCGAAGCCAUCUACAUUUCCUCCGCUUCCCCAGUUACUGGUCGCGAUCCGGGUACUGCUGAGCAGAAGACCCCUAGCGGCGGCAUAAAGCCUCUCGACUCCUUCCAAGAUUGCGUCGUCAAUUCCGUCGAGUCUGCUCCAGGAGGUCGGAACUCGCGUACAGGAUUUGAGCACUACCUAUACUUCGCACGUCGCUACGCCGCACAGUACAAAAAUGUGUCUGUGGAUUUCAACACAUACAGACACGCCGCGCCGCCCAACGCCCCGCCCGGUGACCCUCUCCCGAACACCGCACCGCAGACGCUUGAUUUAGGGCCAUCAGAUCCGCAAUUCAAUUACAGGACGCUUCCCAACCAUAUCAAGGAGUACACGCAGCCAAUCUACAAAGCGCAUACCUACAAUCCUCUCAUUCCCCUCGCCAUCAUCCGCCUCGCCGAGAAAAACCUACCCUUCAUGGAUUUCAGCUCUAACCUCACGCAUCUGCCGAACGUAGGUCCUCAAACACUUCCACCAAAAUUUCCACCUGUUGAGGAGGAAGAUAUGCCAUUCCUGGAUAUGGCGACAACGUGGGUCGUCUUGCCGGGCGACCAAGAUAUUACUAUACUCUUCUUGCCGAACUACUAUGCAGAUGGGCGGCACGCCAUCGGCUUCUACACCCGCAAGAUGCCUUCCAAACGGUUCUGCUCCAUGAUAUUCACGCCGUGUACAACUUUUGAGCUACGUGUCGCUGGGCUCCUCGAUUUUACCCCCAUUGACUCCGACCUUGGAGUCUCCGACAUCCCAGACGAUGAGAUUGGCGAGGAUGGUGGGGCAGUGCCAUGGGAUGUUACUGAGGUUGGGGUGAAGGAUGGCAAGUGGCUCUAUCCUGUAGAGGAUGACAUAGUGGCUUGGGAGAAUGCGGAGGUCGUGGCGGGGUGGGAGUGGGUCAUUUGGGUUAGGGUUACGCUGAGAAAAACCGCGGAGGAUAGCGAGGACGGGAUAAAGAGGGAUGGCGGAUCAUGGGGAGAGGCGAGGUGGGAGUGA